CUCCCUCUCUCACAACCCUCAUCGGCACUCAACCCCUUUACUCGUCGCAGCCCUCACCUAACUGUAACCGUCACACGUCGCCACUCUCACCGUGGCUUAGCAACCCAUCACAGCCCUCACCUCACUGGCGCUCACUCCCCCUCUCGUAACCCUCUGGGUCGCCAUCGUUGAUUACCUCAAUCUCGUGCCUCCUCUGCUCGUCGGUGAACAAGACAGUAGUCCAAUAGCACUGAAUAGAGAUGCGGCUGUGAAGGAGCUUUAUGAUCAACACAUUGAUUCCUACAAAGAGAAGAGAUUAAAGAGACAGCGUCGUUUCGCUGUCCGCCUUGACAUAACACCACCGCUUCGUCUUGGCCCUCGAUUUUGCACCUCUUUUUCUUUGUUUUCGAAACUCGGAAUCUUCAUUACCAUCGCUAAUGGCACCAAAACCAACCAAGGCUGAGAAGAAGAUCGCUUACGAAGUUAAGCUCUGCAAGCUUCUCGAGGAGUACACUUAGAUCCUUGUUGUCCGUGCUGUUAAUGUUGGAUCUAACCAGCUCUAGAACAUUCGAAGGGGUCUUCGUGGUGAUUCCAUUGUUCUUAUGGGGAAGAACCCCAUGAUGAAGCGUUCUGUUAGGAUGCACACUAAGAAUUAAUGAUGUGACUGUUAUUUAGUCAGCGAGGAGGUUGCUAAGUACAAGAUGCAUGCUAAGAAUCACAGUGGUACUAAAUUGCUGCUAGAAGUAAAGAAACUUCUGAAGAAGAAUGAUUUACCAUUGGAACUAGGCACAACAGAUAUUGUUUUUCAGGACUAGUUGACCAUGUCUUCUCGCAAAAAUAUUGUCGAGGCGUCUUUUAAGGUUUCUGAGGGGAUGUCCGAUUGGCUGGACUCUCUUGUGUUGCUGUGUUUUUCUUUAGCCAAUUUUGAAUUUUGUGUAGCGUUUAGAAGACAUCACCGUAUUUGUAGCAGUGAAGAUCAGGAGAGCAAUUAUGAGUUAGUGGCACUUGAUUCUGAUGAUAGAAUUUGCUUUCUUGUCCCGACUCAGGGUGGCGUCCCUUUUUCUAUGCCUAUGACUUCUUUUCAGCCAAAUGAACAUCACCUUUCCUUUUACUUCUUUUGAAACUGAUCUGUUAUGGUCUUGUAACGUUAUGGUCUUGUAACGUAACUCCCUCGCAGCUUCAUCCAAAUUCUUGGGGCUUCAUCAAGAUUUUUCAGCUGGUUUGUCAAGAAUUUGCUGUUAUACCUUCUCAAACUUUCUUUUUGUAUAUUUUCGUGUUGACCAAGCCUGGGACUACCAAGAAGAAGGUUUUUUGGAUUUCUUUUAGGUCUGCCCAGGGGCAUAAGGUUUUUUCCAUGUAUGACGAGUCUUUUCGGAAUUUUAAGAAUUACUUCUUUAAGGUCCGGGCUGUUGAAGAAGCCCGGCCUUUCUUUCUGGACGAAAAUAACAAACUCCGCUCUUCUUUAGAGUGGCAGAGAAACGUAGUGGUAUCCCGGUAUACUUGGGAGAUGUUGGACGAGGUCGAGCUGGCCUUUGUGAAUGUCUUGGAGGAUAUUUGGGGAGAACCUUCUCAUCUGGAUACUAAAAAAUCUUUAGGGAACCCAUCCCUUGUUCGAACUGCUUUGGAGAUGGCCAAGAAUAAUGACGCGAUGAAGGCCCUCAAAAAGGCGAGAAAGGCUACUGUAGCUCAGAACAUCUCGACCCGAGCGGAUUGGGAAGGGUCCUCUCAGGUCUUGUUGAAGCUGUCUGUGCCGAGCUCUCCUAUUCCGAGGAGAAUGAUCCCUACUCCUCGAGUUCGUUUAGUGGAUCCUCCACAGUCUUCUACUGCUGCUGUGGCUUUUUCUACGGCCGUUCCUCCUUCCAAAAGACCUCGGACCGUUGAACCCUUCAAUCUGGAUGCGCCUGAUUUUGGCCCUAUUGGAUUCGUCGACCAGCAGAUCGGUCCUUAUGGUACCCUUUCUAUGGAUGAUGUUUCUCUCCUUCAUCACUUAGAUUUUAUAAUUAGGAGUAGCAUCAAGAUGGCACAUAUGGGAGCUGUCCUGUACCGAACUGCCCAAAAUCUUCUCCUUCAUGCUACCAAGGCCUCUAUAGAGGAGGCUAAGCGGGAGUUUGACAGAAUGAAGGGUUUGAAGGAGGAGCUCCAAGUGAAAGUGACCAAGCUGGAGAAGGAGUUGGAAAGUGAAAAGGCUAGUUUCGUUGUCUUGGCGGCUUCUGUGCAGUUGGCUGAAGACACGACGUUGAGGUACAAUGAUAGCUAUGUCACAACCUACAGGGAAGUGAUGCGUCUCAGGGGGGAGCUGGAGUCGGCCCGGGUUGAUUAUGCCGAUCUCCAGGGUCACCUUGUGGGCAGCGUAACUGCUACUUAUGAGAACCUGAAGGAGCAGGUUCGGGUUCUUGCUCCCGAGGUCGACCUUACUCUCUUCAGCCUAGACAAUGUUGUGAAUGAUGGCAAGAUUGUCCCUGACGAAGAUGAUGAUGUUGAACCUCCAUCUGUGCCUGCUACCAAAGCCCCUCUGGUGCCAACUUCUUCAGUUCCUGAAGUCGGUCAUUCCGAGUUGGAACCUGAUUGUCAAAUCUUGAACUGAGAUGAUGGAACAGUGGACACUGUGCCUCUUCAGACUCGCCCUCUCUCACCCCCUGUUGAUGCUGCCGAGAAGCCUUUGCAUCCUUAAUGAAUUUUUUGGAUGUUUGUGUGGACAGCCUGGCUUGUGGGCUUUUUGAACUCUUUAUAUUUUGUAAAUGGUGGUACUGACUUUUGCUACAUUCCUAGUUGCUUAUUUAGCAACUUUUAUCUUGAAAAACAAAGUAAUUUCCAAGCUCUUGGGGUUUGUUUUGAUAGCCUUUUGAGUUUGCUAUUAUUAUAAUUUGUGUUUUUCGUAACAUAUCUGUCUGCACUCAUUUUGGUAC
Arachis duranensis is the source of this 2885-nucleotide messenger RNA. RefSeq lists its product as uncharacterized. The coding region runs from base 1334 to 2563 and encodes 409 amino acids. The transcript is spliced from 5 exons. NCBI's taxonomy places the organism in Eukaryota, Viridiplantae, Streptophyta, Magnoliopsida, Fabales, Fabaceae. The record is from RefSeq and is a predicted model, not a curated record.